AUGAAUAUUUUGGUACCAACAACUCCAGCAGGAGCUUCUCCGAGAACAGCUACUCCCAUAGAGAAGCGAUGGUGUCCUCCUCACUCAGGUCUCGUCAAGUGCAAUAUCAAUGCUAAUUGGCGCAAUGACAAACUGCAUAGUGGGGGUUCUUGGAUUUUACGUGACCACUCUGGAGCAGCCCUCUUUCACGCUAGAGAAGCCUUCACGUCGUCACCUAACCGAAUGAUUGCUGAAUUCAGAUGCCUCAUAUGGGCACCUCAAGGUCUACACGACUUACACGUCUCAGAGGUGAUUGUUGUAUCGGAUUCACAGGUCAUGAUCGACGCGAUUACCAAACCCUUAGAGUGGCCAAGAUAUCGUGCUUUUACUGAUUACAUACAUCGGUCAUGUAUUGGCUUCUCAUACUGCUCCAUUGAAUACGAGGCGCCUGAAGCUAACAGAGCUGCAAGGGAAAUAGCCAAGAGCGUGACUCGUGAUGGACGUUUUCAAUCAUACAUUACGAUGGAUGACCUUCAUGGUUACACAACCUCCUUCGUCAGAACUCUUUUUGAUUAA
Molecule: messenger RNA, 555 nt
Organism: Eutrema salsugineum
Lineage: Eukaryota; Viridiplantae; Streptophyta; Magnoliopsida; Brassicales; Brassicaceae
Exons: 3
Coding region: 1-555 (184 amino acids)
Molecular function (GO): RNA-DNA hybrid ribonuclease activity; nucleic acid binding
Source: RefSeq, a predicted model, not a curated record